Molecule: messenger RNA, 1534 nt
Organism: Trichoderma citrinoviride
Lineage: Eukaryota; Fungi; Ascomycota; Sordariomycetes; Hypocreales; Hypocreaceae
Product: map kinase
Exons: 4
Coding region: 17-1534 (505 amino acids)
Biological process (GO): protein phosphorylation
Molecular function (GO): ATP binding; protein kinase activity
Source: RefSeq, a predicted model, not a curated record
CUUCACCUCGCCGACCAUGGCUGACCCAUUCGCGCCGCGCACUAUGAAGCGCAAGAACGUCAAGGGCCUUGCUCUGACGCCGGCAGCGCCUCGCCCUCCGCCAACGGCCGACACGAGCAGACGCGGCUCAGAAGUUAACAAAGACGAGGCCGGCAAGGAGGAGCAGUUGGAGAUUGGUAUCGAGUACAAGCUCGACUUGAGGCCGGAGGAGCUUGAAGUCAUAAAAGAACUCGGGUCUGGCAAUGGUGGUACCGUUAGCAAAGUCAGGCAUCUGACGACGGGAACUGUCAUGGCUCGCAAGAUAAUACACGUCGAAGCCAAGAAAGAGAUGCGAAGGCGGAUCGUGCGGGAGCUCCAGAUUAUGCAUGGAUGCCACUCCGAACACAUUGUCACAUUCUAUGGCGCCUUUUUGAAUCACAACAACGAUGUCAUUAUGUGCAUGGAAUACAUGGAUGUUGGUGCGCUUGACCGAGUUUCGAGAGUCUUUGGCCCGAUUCGAGUGGACGUCUUGGGCAAGAUUGCAGAGGCAACCUUGGGCGGCCUGACCUACCUAUACAUCAAACACCACAUUAUGCACCGAGAUAUCAAGCCGUCGAACAUCCUCAUCAACUCCCGCGGCAACAUCAAGCUGUGUGAUUUCGGAGUGUCUGGCGAGCUCGUCAACUCCAUCGCCGACACCUUUGUCGGCACAUCAACCUACAUGGCGCCCGAGCGAAUUCAGGGUGAGAAGUACACUGUCAAGUCAGACGUCUGGAGUUUUGGCCUGACCAUCAUGGAGCUUGCCAUUGGUAAAUUCCCCUUCAACGCGAGCGAGCACAUUGACGAUGCCGAAUCAGCCCCGGCUGGCAUAUUGGAUCUGCUGCAGCAGAUUGUCAACGAGCCGGCGCCGAAGCUUCCCAAGAGCGACGCUUUCCCGAGCAUCUUGGAGGACAUGGUUCAGAAGUGCCUGUUCAAGGAGCCGGAGAAGCGACCCACCCCGCAGGAGCUAUAUGAACGGGACCCCUUUGUUCAGGCUGCCAAGAGGACCCCGGUGGACCUCAAGGAGUGGGCUGUUGGUCUCAUGGAGAGGGACAACCGCAAGUCUCAUCUUGUGCCCCAGCUCUCGCCCAGCGGCACCCACGAGCUGCUCCGAUCAAGCGACUCAUCGCCACAGUCGCGAAACGAAGAGGUGCCGCUCGACACCCCCGUCUUUGGCGACAUUCCCAUCGCCGGGGACCGGCUGUUCUCGCCCCGCGACCAAGCGGCUACACAAAACCGAUCACCCUCGCGAAACGGUGCUGCGACCAGCCGGACCGGCCAUCCGAGCCUCGCACCUCGGGGUGUCACCUCAAACCCGGCGUCUGGUUACUCUGACGGUUCCCACCACUCUUCCUCCAACCCGACCACCUUCAGUCUCCCAGUCCGACCAGCACCACCCACAAGCUCCUUUUCGCGGGAAGGACCGCAAAAGUCGGCGUCAGACGAGGCACGGGGUCAGAGCCGGAGGCAGGUCAAGACUUACGGGCUGCCCCCGAACCCUUCAUACGGCGUAUAG